GAUUUUAGCUACUUAUCUUAUGCAGUUAUCAUGGAAAUUGACCAAAAUGUCAAAAAUUGUCCACAAAAACCAAAGUGAGAAACUUUUUAAAUAUUAUUAAUAUUAUUACAAUUUUUAUGUACCUAUAAAAUAUUGAUACAUAUUUUGUUUUAUAUUUACAUUGUAUAUGAUCUUAAUAGGUAAUAAGGUACCUGGCCACCCUGGUUAUUACUUAAUAUUUUAAAAUAUGCAAUGAACAAUAUUGGGUACAUACCUAUUUAAAUUGUUCUGAAAGAACAGCAUUCUUUUUUGGGCUAGAAUUUAUUCUAUAUACAUUUUUUUCAGGUUAUAGAUGUUUAGGGUUUUAAGAAAAUGAUUAGACAUUAUAAUUAAUCAAAUAUUAUUAAGUAAUAAUCAUCAAGUUAAUCAUAAUAUUUAACGUAAAAAAAUGUAUAGGUAUGUUAAUUCCUUUUUUAUUUUUUUUUAACAGUUAUAACAAAUAUAUUAAACUUUGCACACUUUUAGUUCCAUUCUGAGUUUAGCAAAGAAUAUAUUGGUUUUACAAAGAUGUUUAUUUGUUUUAUAAUUCAUAUUAAUAAUAUGUUAAUAAUUCAUUUUUCUCCUCAAAACUUAACUUAGAUGUCUGUUCAUUAGAGUUAUUAUUUGUUAAGAUUAAAAUGAAUUCAAAAAUAAAAUUAAUACUUAGUCGUGUAUAACCCUCCAAGUUCUAGUUCAUCUUUAUACCAAGAUUAUUUCAAUAUUAUAGAUUAUAUAUUUUUAUUAUAUCCAUAUAAUUUUACUAUUUUACUAUUUGGUGACUUUAACCUUCCCAAUCUUAAUGAUGCAUUGCCAAACUCAAAUUUAAAUCUACUAACUUCAGAAUCUACUUUCUUCAAAACUUAUCCAUGCUAAAUCUUUUUCAAAUGAACAAUAUAUUUAAUGCCAAAGGAUCAAUGCUCGCUCUUGUUCUAUCAAGCUCUCCUUCUCCUAUUGCCUCUGUAUACAUUAAUCCUAUUGUUCAUAUUGACAUCUGUCAUCCUCCUUUAUAUUUAGAUUAUUCUUAUCUUAAUGUUUCUCCUCCAAUUACUUGUUCAGAACUCUGUUAUGAUUGGUAAAAAAGUGAUCAUCAAUCUAUAUUAUCUUAUUUAAUUAAUUCUGAUUGGCCCGCCAUAUUUAAUAGAAGUAAUGAUAUAUCUGAAUUAUUAAAAGAAUAUUAUUCUGUCUUUUAUUUUACCAUAGAUAAUUUCAUUUCAAUUGAAAUUUUUUUAGUUCUAAAUUUCUCAUUUGGUUCUAUAAACAGUUAAGAAAUUUAAUUAAACAAAAAACAUUAUCAUGCCAUCUUUAAAUUAUCCAUAUCUAAUAUUGGUUAAUUAAAUUUUUUAUUAAUUCGAGCUCAAUGUAAAUUACGCAGCAAACAUGAUUAUGUUUGCUAUUUUAAUAAGAUGCAAUAUUCACUUAAAUCAAAUUCCAAGCAAUUUUGGUCAUUUAUUAAGAAUUUAAAAGGUUCCACUAGUUUUCUGAAUUCCUUGUUCUUCAAUAACGAAGUAGUUGAUGGUGGUCAAAUUAUUAUUGAUUUAUUCAGUCACUAUUUUGCAUCCACAUACAAAACAGUUAAUUUACCACCUUUUACCAGUCCUGUUAUCGAAGCCUUCGAAAUUAUUAAUAAUUGUUCCAUAAGCAUCCUAGAUGUCUUCAAUGAACUCUAUAAUCUUAGUUCUAUGAACUGUAUUGAACCUGAUUAAGUAGCUUCCUGUUUUCUUUAUAAUUGUAGGUUUAUCCUCAUUGUAUCAUCUAUCUUUUUAACACAUCUUUAUAAACCGGAACUUUCCCAACUGUGUAGAAAAAUAAUUAUAUCACUCCAAUUUUUAAAAAAGGUGAUAAAUCUUUAGUAACUAAUUAUCGCCCAAUAUCUAAAAUUUAAUUUAAUUACUUAUUUAUUUAUAAAAGUUAUUAUGCAAUUCAUUUAUAACAUAUUCUAAAAACUGAAUUGCUUUGUGUCUUAUUUCAGAUGUGAUGACCCAUUUCUGAACAGACCAAUCAAAGAAGAAUUCGUAAUUGAUGACACCACAUAUAACUAUAAUGAAAAAAAGCCGGUGCAAAUAGAGUGAGUAUUAUGUAAUUUAAUAUUUUACUAUUGUAUUGUAGAUAUAUGAUGUAAAAGAAUAAUAAAAAGUGGACACAGCUUAGGAAUGCUGCUAUUUUCUCCUCGACCUUACAUUGAGAAGUUAAUAAUAAUCCAUAGCGACUUAGUGAUGAGAGUGAUAGAUUAAUUGUUUUCAUUUAAUUCUCAAGUUUUUCCACCAAUCAUAUUCAUGUCAUCAUGUAAUUGUGUAAAAGUUACAGUACAAAUUAUUAGAUUAUGAUUUUAUUAAAAUCAUUAUUGUCAACAAUCGUUCAUCAAUAAAUAAUAUAAAGAAGUAUACUGUUUAUAUAGUAUAAAUAUGUCAUUAAACAGUUUAAUAUUUUAAUUAUUCAUAAAAUUUAACUAUCAAGGAUAAUUGUAUUGAUUUUUUUCUAUUCAGAGGUUUUGAUUUGUUUUAUACAGGUGUCCCACAAUGAUCUACCACUUGAAAUAACUUUUAUUCUAUUCUGUAUUUUUGAUAUAUUUUUUUUUUAAAUAAUUAGUUUGCCUCUGCGCUACAAUUUAAAUAUGAACAUUUUUUUAGGACAAAGUUGAUUUGAAAUAAAAAAUUCUAAAUAUUACAAUCAUUUUUUUAAAAAAAAAAUUCAAAAUAGAUAUUUUUUUUAAAGUAUGAUCUUUUAUUUUCUACACAUUUUCAAAAAUUUGAAUAAUUUUCUUUUCAAUCAAAACAAUAUUGUUAUCAACAUAAAUCACCAUUAUUAAUUUAAUUUUCCGAUACCCAUUACCUAUAAUAUGAUAUUAUUAUUUCAUUAUUUUUUUAUUGUUUACGGCCUUUUAGACUACAUAUCCAAACAUAACUGUCUCCAUCCAUUAUAAUUUUGCAACAAUAUGCGCCAAUCUUCAUCCAGGUAUAAGUCUUGUACAUCUUUCUUGACACGAUUCUCCCAUCGCAUUUGGGGUCUUCCCAAUGGUCUUUACCUCUUGAAUUCUCAUCUAGAACUGUCUUUAUCAUGGCUUCAGGUUUCCUUCACGUGUGACCUGCCCAUUCUAGUCUUUUCCUUUUUAUCACACUUACUAUAUCCGGUCUGUUGUACAGGUCACAUAACUCCUUAUUGUGUCUCUUACGCCAUUCUCCCAUUUGCAGAUCACGGCAGGAUCAAUAAAUCCUUCUUAAUAUUUUUCUCUCAUAAACCCUCAGUUUUAACUCAUCACAUUUCCUUAAAGUCCAACAUUGCGUUUCACACAAUAAGUUGGAUUUUAUUUGAGUAAAUUAUAGUUAGACGUUUAGCUUCUUUGAGUGUUUUUGACUUAAAUUAGUUACCCAAGGCAAAAUAACACUUGUUGCCCAUCUGAAUCUUAGUCUCUCAUACUCCAUGUUGUUUGAUUGGGUGAUCAUUAUACCAAAAUAUUUUAAUUCUUUUUUAAAACUGAAGGAACCUUUAAGAAUUCUUCUAUUUGUCUUUCAUCCCGUCUUUUUCUAAUUUUCAUGUAUUCUGUUUUCCCUUCAUUAAUUUACAAUCCCGCUUUUUUGCCUUUUCCUAUAAAUCUUACGCAUAAACUUUUCACUGUAUUUUGGUUGUUUCCUAGAAACACUAUAUCGUCUGCAUAUGCUAACAGACUUAUUGAUGUUCCAUCCAAUUUUUCCCCUUUAUCUGGUCCAUUGUUCUAUUUUUCUAGAACCAAAUUAAAAAUAAUUGGGGAUAGUGUAUCACUUUGCCGGAGGCCUUUGUUCACCUGAACCUAUCUUGUUAAUAUAUUACCAACCUUGGCUUUACUAUAGCCUUUUUUUUAAAUUGGCCUUAAUUGGUCUUAUAGUUUUUUGUGGCAGAUGUUAAUGUUCCAAAAUUAUGUGAAUACAUUCCCUAUUGAUACUAUUAUAAGCCUUUUGCAAUCUACAAAGAGUAUAUGUAGUUCUUGAUCAAAUUCCCAAGUUUUUUUUGAAAUAAUUGUCUUAUAAUAAAUAUUUGGUCUAUUGUGGAUAUGUUUCCUCUGAAACUACUCUGGUCGUACCCUAUAAUUUUUUGUGAAAAAGGCGACUAUCCAGAAUGCAAAAAGAUAUUAUUUUAUGAGUCACAUUCACUAUGGCCAUACCUCUAUAUUUUUUACAUUCCUUUUUAUGUAUAGGGCAUAUUAAUGCCGUAUUCCAAUCUUUAGGAAUCUCUUCAGUACUCCAUAUUUUUUCAAUUAAUUUGUGAACCAUUUUCACCAUUGUCUCGUCUACAUUUUAGAAUUUUGCCUUGAAAGCCAUCUUUGUUAGGGGUCUUAUGGUUUCUUAAUCUCUUAAUUUGUGACUUAAUUUCUUGUAAUGUAGGUGUUUUACAUCAGUAAUUAUUGGGUUGUUCUUGUAUAGAGUUAAAAGUUUCUUCAGGGGCUUCUCCAUUGAGCAAUUGUUCAAAAUAUUCUACCCAUCUUUCCUCUAUUUCUGUAUUUAUUGUUAAUAGCUCUCUACUGAGUACUACUGCGUACAACACACAGCUCGCACUACGAUCAUUUUAUUAUCUGAUUACCAAAAUAUUUUGGAAAUUUUUUUCUCAAAAAUAAAAUUUAAUAAAUACUAAAUAAUAUGAUAUGUAAAUUGUAAAAUAUAAAAGUAUGUUAUGUUUUUGCAACCCACAAAAAAACCUCCUUGACCCAAAGUUGGGAACCAAUGUAGUAGACAUUAGAUAGUAUUAAUCAAUCAAAAAUUGUAAUUUAUGUUGAUUAACAAUAUUGUUAUGAUUGAAAAAAAUAUUAUUCAAAUUUUUUGAAAAAUCGUAAAAAAUAUAAGACCAACAAAAGUUUCGACCACAAAAAUUUUUCUAAAAAACUAUUUUACAAAACAUUAAUAUUAGGACAUUAUUUAUAAUAAUUAUUUUAUUGUAAAAACAACUUAUGAGUUUUUAAUGAAAUUAAUAAGCAUUAUCAAAGUAUUAUGAUCAUUUAAUUUUUCAGAUAUUUAGCAUGCAACUCUAAAGAAGUUGAAGAACAAUUAGAUAAUAUUCAAAUUAAAAAAGAAAUUGAUUAUAUUGAUGGUGUUAUAUAUAAAAGUGAAAUUACUAUUGUAACAGAUCCUAUGGAAUCGAAUAUGUAUAAAAAAUUUAAAUUUGGAAAAAAAAGUUAUUCGUGCUAUAAUUGUGGUAAAUUGUUUAAUUCAAAAAAGAAUUUGGAAUUACAUGUAAUGAAACAUUUAAAAGAAAAGCCGUUACUCAUAAAGCCUACAAAACCUGUCCAGUACAAUAUGCGUACUAAAUCAUUUGAACAUUCUACUAAUUCAGAAGUAAGCAUGAGGACUCAUACUGUCCAGAAACCUUUUAAAUGUGACAUAUGUCAGAAAUCAUUUAAUUACAAAAAUAAUUUAAAAGUACACAUGAGGAGGACUCAUACUGCUCAGAAACCUUUUAAGUGUGACAUAUGUCAGAAAUCAUUUAAUUACAAAAAUAAGUUAAAAGUACACAUGAGGACUCAUACUGUCCAGAAACCUUUUAAGUGUGACAUAUGUCGGAAAUCAUUUAAUUACAAAAAUAAUUUAAAAGUACACAUGAGGAUUCAUACAGACCAGAAACCUUAUAAGUGUAAUAUUUGUAUGGCAUUGUUUAGACAGUCAAAUAAUUUAACUGUACAUAUGAGGACUCAUACUGGUGAAAAACCAUUUAAAUGUGAUAAUUGUAAAAAAUCAUUUUCACAAUUGGUCAACUUAAAUUAUCACAAAUUAUUUCACACUGGAGAUAAACCCUAUGAAUGUGACGUGUGUCAAAAAUCAUUUAAACUCAAACAUUCUCUAAAAAUACACAUGAGGAUUCAUACAGGUCAAAAACCUUAUAAGUGUAAUGUUUGUAUGAAAUCUUUUAGACACUUAAAUACUUUAGGAGUACACAUGAUUACUCAUACUGAUCAGAAAUCUUACAAGUGUGAACUAUGUCAGAAAAAUUUUAAAAAAAAAUCAGACUUGACCUUACACGUAUUGACACAUACUCGUCAGAAACCUUUUAAAUGUAAUAAUUGUAUAAAACAAUUUUCACAAAUAACCAGUUUGAAUUAUCAUAAGUUAAGUCACACUGGAGAUUUACCUUUCAAAUGUGAGGUAUGCCAAAAAUCGUUUGGAAUGAAAUCUGUCUUUACCUUACACAUGCGAGUUCAUACAGGUGAGAAACCAUUUAAAUGUAAUUAUUGUAUAAAAUCAUUUUCACACAAAUCCAACUUAAAUAAUCAUAAGUUGAUUCAUACUGAAGAUAAGCCGUACAAAUGUAACGUAUGCCAAAAAUCAUUUAAAAGAAAAUCUGGCUUGGCCGUACACAUAAGGACUCAUACAGGUGAAAAACCAUUUAAAUGUGAUUAUUGUAUUAAAUCAUUUCCACAAUUGAGCAGCUUGAAUUAUCAUAUGUUUACUCAUAUCAGAGAUCUUUAAAAAUGUGAUGAAUGUCAAAAAUCAUUUUGAAGAAACUCUGUCUUAACCAAACAUAUGAUUAUAUAUCUAUUGACCAGAAACUUGUAUAGGUGUGACUUGUGUCUGAAACUACUUGUUCACAAACAUAAUUAACAGUGCACAUAAGAACUCAUACCAGUCUAAAACCUUAUAGUUGUAAUAUUUGUAUGAAAUCAUUUUCACAUCGAGCAAUUUAAAAUGUCACACCGUUAUAGUCAUACCGGAGAUACAUAUUAUGAAUCCGUCAGAAUUUAUUUGGAAGACCAAACGCUUGAAGACUUGUAUAUUUUAGAAAACUUAUGAGUUUGAUGUUUGUUAAAAUCAUUUUCUCAAUUUAAGUACAC
Messenger RNA from Cinara cedri, 6808 nucleotides. The record is from the annotation of a GenBank genome assembly. NCBI's taxonomy places the organism in Eukaryota, Metazoa, Arthropoda, Insecta, Hemiptera, Aphididae.